AAAAAUGAAUAAAUAAAUACAAAAAAAAAAUAAAUAAAAUAAAAUAAAUAAAUACAAAAUCAUUUGAAAUCCACUUUUGAAACACCCUAUAUGUAUAUGAAUGCGAUUACUGCGUAGAGAACAUGACAGUGUAGAUUUACUAGAUGAAAAUGUUUUUCUUUUUCAAUAACUUCAAUAAAUUCGAUGAUAAAUCCGAGUUUAAAUAAUGCAUUUGAUACUUGAAUACACGAAUCUUCCCGUAAAUUUAAUAAUCUUAAAAUAAGUUUUCUGUGCUUGAGAUAUUAAUGUAUUUCUCCAUCAUGUCAACGUUUAUUCACGCAUCGUAAAUUUUUAUUCAGGAUCGUAAGAUAAACGUAAAGACUUCGAGAUGGCUACCAAAACUGAUGACGCAGCGUCUAUCGACAAUCCUAAUGAUGGGGAGAGUCUUGAUAAAGAAAUAUUGAUGAUCGGUGAAAACGAUGGAGGAAGAAUUCCACCGACGUAUUUGUAUAAUACGGGAUCGGAACAAAGUACAGGAAUCUCCGACCAAGAACAAACCGUUCGAAAUCGUACUCCAGGCAACGAGGAUCAAUUAGGUCCGUUACCAAGUAAUUGGGAGAAGGCGUACACGGACACAGGAGAAGUUUAUUUCAUAGACCACAACACGGGCACAUCUCAUUGGCUAGAUCCACGUCUGUCGAAAUUUCAAAAGAGAUCUCUGGAAGAAUGUCUCGACGACGAAUUACCCUACGGUUGGGAAAAAAUCGACGACACCCUAUACGGUACAUAUUUUAUCGAUCACGUAAAUCGUAGAACGCAAUACGAAAAUCCGGUCUUGCAAGCGAAGAGAGCGCAACAGAACUUGCUCGAGAGGAAGAGUCCCAACUUCACCAGAAAUCCCGACAAACUCAAAGGUCAGAGGAUACGAACUGCCUUGAUAAAGAGUUCACGGGGCUUGGGAUUUACCAUUGUCGGCGGUGAUGACACCGUGGAAGAAUUCCUGCAAAUUAAAAGCGUCGUGCCAAAUGGUCCAGCAUGGUUGGAUGGGAAACUACAAACCGGAGACGUGUUAGUAUACGUUAAUGACACCUGCGUGCUAGGAUUUACCCAUAAUGAAAUGGUGAAUGUAUUCAAGUCAAUCGGUAGCGGUGAGACAGUAAGUUUGGAAGUGUGUCGAGGUUAUCCAUUGCCUUUUGACCCCAACGAUCCUAAUACGGAGGUUGUAACAACGAUCGCCGUCAAUGCGCCAGAAGAUCCUGCGAUGUACAUGGAUCUAAACUCGUCUCUUCAGGAUAAUGGACGUUUCAAUUUUCUGGAUUCCACAUUCUUGCCAGUGCAUAAUCUUCAAAACGGCGAGAAUCUCGCCACAACGUCGGUCAAUUCGAUGCCCGAUCUCUGCAUUUCGGACAAAAUCAACACGAUUAAGAGACCGAGCAGCACGGACAUUCUGCUAUCGGAGAGCAGCGAUUUGAACGAUUGUAAGAACUCGCCGGUGUCUUCCAAGCCGGAAUUUCUCAGCAUCGCCAUCGUGAAGGGGGCCAUGGGAUUUGGAUUUACGAUAGCAGACUCUGCCCAUGGCCAGAAAGUCAAGAAGAUCCUGGAUCGUCAGCGUUGCAAGAAUUUAAUGGAGGGCGAUAUACUAGUUAACAUAAAUGAGAUCAACGUCAGAAACAUGUGCCACUCGGAGGUGGUGCAAGUACUGAAGGAUUGCCCCCGCAACGAGGAGGCAUUGAUACACGUUCAACGAACGACAACAAAGUCGACGAAAGAGAAGAAAGAGAAGAAUAUGCAGGACUUUUUCAGAAGUAAGACGCCCACCGCAGAUAUUUAUAGCACUCAAUCAAAGACGAUAAUACCUAGUAGACCAAAAACGCCACUGAUCGACACCAGGAAUCAUCCUAAAUCACCAACUAGCGCGAGCAGAUCGAACUGGAACGACGAACAAGGAGAAAAUGAAUUGAAUCCGCUGGAUAAUCACUAUAAAUAUGCCGAUUAUUCACACGGAAUGUAUUAUUCGGAUCCGUAUAAAGCUAAUAUUACAGCCAACUUGUCAGACAAUUUCACGGUGAUGAAUCUCGACGACGAUUCCGUCAGGAAUGUGUCGAAACGCGACUGGAUUGCGAAUGAUAAAUUGAAUAUCAACAAUGAUGUGUAUUCCAUCGACAUCUCCCACCACGACAAUAUGCUCAAGCAGAAUGGAUAUUUGCAUUCCGAUUACUACAAGGACGUCUAUCCCGUUCAAUCGCAUUCCCAAUAUAACGAGGAUUAUAGUAUGUAUUCCAUUGGACAGGAGCAAAACGUUGAUACCGGCGAAAUCUGGGAUAAGAGAAAAGAAACGACCAGUUUCGAACACGAACAGCCACAUUCCAGUUCUAUAUCUCGGUAUCCUCAAUACACAAGCGAAUUGGUUUGUCCAAUGGUUCCCGAUAUAGAAUGGAUAGAAACUCUAGUGACUUUGGUCAGACAAGAUACUGGAUUUGGAUUCAGAAUAGUGGGUGGUACGGAAGAAGGAUCUCAGCAGGUUUCGGUGGGUCAUAUAGUUCCCGGUGGAGCGGCCGAUCUUGAUAGCAGACUCAAUACUGGCGAUCUGAUCAUGUCUGUCGACGGGGAAAGCGUCAUGAAUUCUUCUCAUCAUCACGUGGUGCAGUUAAUGAUAGCAGCGGCACAAAACGGACGAGUAACUCUAGGAAUACGACGUCGAAUCAAUACACAGGAACACCUUCAAGAGAACCUUCAGUCCUCUUAUGGUCGGCAGAUGAAUCUUCAGUAUCCAUAUGAUGUUACCGUCACUCGAAUGGAGAACGAAGGAUUCGGUUUCGUGAUAAUCUCUUCCGUUAACAAAGCCGGCUCUACGAUCGGCAGGAUAAUUGAAGGCUCACCUGCUGAAAGAUGCGGGAGAUUGAACGUCGGAGAUCAUAUUCUCGCUGUCAAUCACAUCGAUAUCACGAACGUUUGCCAUAAGGACAUUGUCAAUUUAAUCAAAGAUUCUGGUUAUUCUGUCACAUUGACGAUUGGAUAUCCGCUUGAUGAUUGCUGUAGCAAUACAUCUCUUUCCCAAAAGGAUGAACUUACAGGAGAUGGAGAUGGGGGCCAGUAUCAUGCUGUAGAGCUCACUCGGGGUACCCGAGGUUUUGGCUUCAGCAUACGCGGUGGUCGCGAGUUUCAAAACAUGCCGUUAUUCGUCUUGCAGAUCGCUGAGAACGGACCAGCGUCUAUUGACAAUCGGCUUAGAGUUGGAGAUCAGAUAAUCGAGAUAAACGGUAUUAAUACCAAAAACAUGACGCAUACAGAAGCGAUUGAGAUUAUACGUAACGGUGGACCAUCUGUUCGUCUGUUAGUACGACGUGGCUGCCAAAUGCCUUCAGUGGUAGGUGCUCCUCCACAUCUCUACGAUAUGAACAUAUAGACAAUUAACCUUUUGAUAAUAACAUAUUAAUUUUAACUUAACGACAUUUUUUCCCCUCUUUUGAUGAUACUAAUGCUAACAUUAGUAUUAUAUAGAAUUUUUUUGAUGAUCUGGAAGACAGAGAGCUUCAGGGUAUAUAACAUUAGGUACUAUGCUAAGUGGAAAAAAAAAUGGACGACAAUACAAGAAAAAAAGAAUCUCGGAUAGACAAUUACGUUGCUGUAAUAAUUCGAUAUUAUAAUGAAAAUAGUAAUAUGUUUGAUAUCGAUAUAUUAAUGAGAAGGAUAUGUUAUAUUGCAUAAAGCUCUUAAAAAAUCUUAUGCAAUUUCUAAAUCGAUAGAAACAAAAUACGAUAUGAUUUGUGAAAAUUAUACAUAUUACUCUCAUUUUUAUAAUUAGUAUAUAUUGUGUGAUAUUUUUACUUGUUUUCAGUGAGUUUUCAGUUUUAUAUAGUCAUGGAUUUAAUGUACCAUAAAUUUUUAAUUCCCAUGAAUGAAAAUGUUUACUUGAUUUUGUUUAAAACUAGCACUAAGCUAAAUUUAAUAACACCAAAUGAUGAUGAUUGACUUUCAAAGAUAAGUAACAAAGCGCGGUAACGAUAAAAAGUUUCUUUAAUUAUUGUGCUCAUGCAGAUAGAUGUAUUAAAUAUUCUCUAAUGAGAGAAAUGAUAUAAGGAACACACACAGAUGACUUUUUUUCUUGCAGCUAUCAUUACGCAGCUUGCAAAAGUUUUAAUAUAAGGACAAUCGUACUUGCUCAUCCUAACAAAAUUAGGCUGGUGCUAACCUAGUUUUUUUUUUUAUUAAUCUAAUUGCAGAGUAAAUGUAAUUUAUCCUAACAUGUGUGAUAGCUUUGAAAGUAUUGUGCCUUGUUACACGUGUGUUCCGUAUUUAAUGAAAAUUACUAAGCAAAUAUCACAGCCUUCAAAAGUGAUUAUAAACGUACAUUGAAAUUCAUUAUAGAGUAAUCUCACAAUCGACCAAAUAAGUAUUCGACCGAACGAUGAGGGCAAGCAUUUAUCGAAAUUACCCGAGAGGGGUGUGCCCUCCAAAAAACGUCAGAAAGUUCGAUUUUCCAUUUCAUUGAACUGCUGUUCAUCCAAAAAUAGAUACUCUUAAGCGCUUUUAGACGUGUUUUUACAUCUCUCGCGAAUUGUAUGAAAUAAGUUAAUAUCUCAUAAGAGAUAUAAAAUUUACUUUAUGGAGAGAGCAAUCCUUUCAGAAUGCAUUUACUCGGAAACGCCUUUAAGCGUAGACUGCUGUAGUUUUUUUUUUUUUUUAAAGGAGAAAAAUUUAUUAAUUUAUUCAAAAAUGUGAAUAUAAAUCAUAAAUGAUUUAUACUAGUAUAUAGAGAUGUAUUGAAAAUGACACAGUGUGUAAAGUGUCAAGAGUAUAAAAUUGCAAGUACUAUCUAUUUAUUAAUGCAAGUAGCAUUGAUACAUAUAAAGAAUCUCAGAAUACGAUAUGUUAUAUUAUAUAGAGACACGACACAAGGGACAGCUGUAUAUCCAUAUGCUGUCGAGGUGAUAUUGUAGACUGGCAAUUAUAUAUAUAUAUAUUAUAUAUAUAAAUUUAUUAUCUGCUCUUCUCAAUAAUGUUUCAAAGUAUAGACUUUUAAAAUUUAGACUCCUAUCAUAAAUACCAUUUUGUGAAUUUUUUUUAUAUAGUGACAUAAUUGUGGCCUUGACGAUAAAAUGUUACGCUUUUUGGCAAAAAGUAUAGAAAAAAGUAUUAACAAUCAUUUAAUUAUUCUUAUCUGAUUCUAUUGUUUUGAAUUAUUAUCAAGAUUUUAGAAUUCUAUCAUUAUUUUAUUUUCCCUUUUUCCUAAAUAUUUAUUACCACUUAUAUGAAAUGUAUAUGUAUGUCAGUAAUUAAAAUUAAGGACUCAUACAACCAAAGAAGCAAAUGCACUUAUCAGCCAUUUUGUUUUGAGGUACAGUGUGUGAUGGGAGAUCAAUAUUAACAAAUUUAUUAUUAUUAUAAUUACUUAAUCAAUCUUGUCUUUUUCGAGCGACUUAAUCUUUUACUUAGGACGAACGGAGCAAAAUUAUAAUGGAGAAGGAAUUUAAUAAAAGUUUCUUCUUCAUUCUUCCUGUCUUUUUUCGAUAUUUAUGAAAGAGUUACAUGUUAUAAAAGAGAACAACGUAUAUAUUUUUUUACUUGUAAAGUAAUGAGAGAUUGUAGAGAGAUUGUCUAGCACGAUGUACUAAUGAGACAAAAAAAGGAAAGGUAAACACUAGAUUAUAUUUCUAGAUCUCAGGAUUGGGGUGUAUAAGAAAAAAAGAACGCGACGUAUUAUAUAUGUAUGUAUAUGUAUGUAUAUAUUAUAUACACAUAUACAUAUAUAUGUAUAUUUAUAGAUGGGCGAGAAUUUGUUUAUCAUUAUAUAUAUAUAUAAUAUAUACGUGUGUAUAUAUACAAUAUAUAUAAUAUUUAAACGAACAAUUCAACAAUGUAUAGGUGAUAAGCAUCAGCAAACGCAUUUAAUCGGAUCAUACAGUAUCCAUUUUAUAUAUAGAUUUAUAAUCAUCGCGUUUAUUUUUUAUAAUUAUAUAUAUAAAAUAUUUGUAUAGCAUGUAGGAUAUGAUAAGUUUAGCAUAAUAUGUGUAUAUACUUGUUUUUCUAAAGGAUAAUGUUGAUAAUUUAUAAGGCUAUUAUAAGAAGCAAUAACGCGUCAAUCAUUGUUUUCCCGGUUCGAAAUUUAUAUAUUUGCGGAAAAAUCCGAGUCUUCUUUACUACUCGUUUUAGCUUUACUCUUGCCAAAACUGCAGAUACAUUGUACUUUUCGCAUUUUCUAACGCGAUAUACUAUGAGUUAGGCUAUUUCUCAUAAAUAUAUGUAUACAAUUAUGGUGAAUGAUUUAGGAUUAAUUGAA
Molecule: messenger RNA, 6259 nt
Organism: Formica exsecta
Lineage: Eukaryota; Metazoa; Arthropoda; Insecta; Hymenoptera; Formicidae
Product: membrane-associated guanylate kinase, WW and PDZ domain-containing protein 1-like
Exons: 9
Coding region: 368-3385 (1005 amino acids)
Biological process (GO): signal transduction
Cellular component (GO): cytoplasm
Molecular function (GO): protein binding
Source: RefSeq, a predicted model, not a curated record